AUAUAACAGAACAUGUAAGAUACUUGUAUUUAACCGCGGAAGGUUUAAAGAAGAAUUUAGUCAGUGUCGAAUAUUUGUGAAACAUAUUGACUGAAGAACACUCAUUACACUGCGUUUGUACAAAAUGGCUACGUACAAGGUGUCAUAUUUUGAUGGCAAAGGAAGAGGGGAAAUUAUUAGACUGGUUUUCUCGGCGGCAGGAAAGAACUUCGAAGACCAUAGAGUGAAGGGAGAAGAUUGGCCAAAAUUUAAACCCGAGACGCCACUUGGUCAAAUGCCAGUUCUAACAGUGACUAAAGGCGGGAAGAAAUCUUUGCUCUGCCAGUCGGGGACCAUCGCUAGGAGCUUGGCUAGAGAGUUCGGUUUGGGAGGUCAAGGUAGCGAGGAGCAGCAGCUUGUAGAGGAGGUGUUUGACACGGUUGGGGAUGUACAUACCGCCGCCUUCAAGUUCUACUUCGAAAAAGACGAGAAAAGCAAGGCGGCCGCUAAGACAGAUGUUGUUGACAACCACAUCCCAAGAUUGGGCAAUUACAUCAGCAAACGAAUGAAGGAGUACGGAAAGAAUGGAUUUAUCAUUGGCUCUAAGUUAUCACUGGCUGACCUAGCCUUAUUUAACAUCGUUGACCAGUCCAGCGAUAUGGGUUUAGGGGACGCCUGGGCGAAGUUCCCGGAUGUUGCUGCGCACUCCAAAAAAGUGCAAGGAGAAAAGAAUGUGUCGGCUUAUUUAGCUAAGCGUUCAAAAUAACUGUUCAAUGGCAUUAUCAUGUAUAGUUAUUCAUACACCUAGUCUUGAUUCAUCCAACAAUGCCAUAGCUGAAACAUGACAGUGUGCCAUUUUAUCUGUGAACGUUGAUAUUUUUGUGUUGUUCACUCAGUUAACGUUCCGGGUAAACAUAUUUUAUAUUUGAACAAUUUUGUUUAGUGAACUUCUAUUUAUAGCUGUUGUAUGCGUUGAAUAAAACGCGUAAACGUU
Messenger RNA from Dreissena polymorpha, 973 nucleotides. Its product is annotated as glutathione S-transferase class-mu 28 kDa isozyme-like. NCBI's taxonomy places the organism in Eukaryota, Metazoa, Mollusca, Bivalvia, Myida, Dreissenidae. The record is from RefSeq and is a predicted model, not a curated record. Gene Ontology annotation, molecular function: glutathione transferase activity. Gene Ontology annotation, biological process: glutathione metabolic process. The transcript has 5 exons. Bases 125 to 745 code for a protein of 206 amino acids.